Messenger RNA from Cuscuta campestris, 1413 nucleotides. Lineage: Eukaryota; Viridiplantae; Streptophyta; Magnoliopsida; Solanales; Convolvulaceae. The record is from the annotation of a GenBank genome assembly.
AGCUGACAUGCCAAACAGAAUAAAUUCACUUCUACUCAAAGAAGAAGCUAAAUGAUUAAAAGCAACACACUUCAGCUUCUUACUCUAAGAGGAGGAGAGAACAUGGUUAGUUUCCCUUCUAUCCGCUAUUUUCAUUGCCCUAAACGCCGUCAAACGCAACAGGCUCCUCCACGUCUCCACCCAGCGUUCAAUUGGUGAAAUUUUCCUCUUAUAUCACUCCAGAAUCCAGCGGGAAGGAGGUGCUGCCCUAGUAAUCAUCUUGGAAUAUUUUUGUCCUUUACGAUGUCCUUUCGAAUCGUUGUAGUUGGAGACAUCCACGACUAUUGGGAACACGAGCAUGACCUGAAAGCACUCAGGUGUUUGAACCCAGAUAUAGUGCUGUUUACAGGUGACUUUGGCAACGAGAACGUGGAGCUCGUACGGGGAAUCGCUGCUGGGGUUGACAUUCCCAAAGCGGCAAUUCUUGGAAAUCACGAUUCCUGGUCUACUUCUAAGUUCACAUCAAAGGUCAAAGAUGGAGUUCAGCUUCAGCUUGAAAGCUUUGGUGAACAACACGUUGGCUACAAUCGCCUCCACUUUCCUGCAUUUAAGCUUAGUGUUGUGGGCGGGAGGCCUUUUUCUUGUGGCGGUGAUCAACUAUUCAGGAAAAAGCUUUUGACCAAAAGAUAUGGAGUUCAUAACAUGGAAGAAAGUGCCCAGAAAAUACAUCAGGCAGCUUUAGAUAUACCCGAGGAGCAUUCAAUUGUAGUUCCAGCAGGUCUUGGUUCUAAUCAAGAUGACAUAUGUGGCAAAGAUUGGGACAAUGAGGGCGGAGACCAUGGGGAUCGAGAUUUAGCUCAAGCAAUAUCUCUAAUAAAAGAGACCAACAAGAACCCCAUUCCCCUGGUCGUCUUCGGUCACAUGCAUAAACAACUUGAAAAUGGAUGCUGUAGGAAGAUGUUAGCCAUUGGUGGUGACAAAACAGUGUACUUGAACGCAGCCAUUGUUCCAAGGGUGAAGCAUCCAAGCUUUGGAGGUUCGUCUCGGGCCUUCACUGUGGUAGAAUUCUGCGAUGGUGAAAUAAUCAAGGUGGUUGAAACUUGGGUGUUGGUUAGCACCGAUGGUAAGACAUCCUUGGGCGAGGAGGAUGUUCUGUUUAGCCGCGAGUUUAGCACCGAUGGUAAGACAUCCUUGGGCAUCUCAAAGCUUGUGCCUAUUGCGGGGUAAAGGGAGUCGGAUUUACGCAGUCUCACCCUACUUUGAUUUAACUUCCCGCCCAUUGGAGCAUAGUUUUUAACUCUCCCUCUAUCUAAACUAUACAAAUCACUCCUUCCGUUCCAAUUUUGAUUACAAUUUUUUUCUUACCUCUUGAUAAUUUUUGUUUAUUUGUGUGUUUUCAUUGAUUAUUUGAUAAAAUCAAUUUUUUUUUACGUA